Molecule: messenger RNA, 1414 nt
Organism: Solanum dulcamara
Lineage: Eukaryota; Viridiplantae; Streptophyta; Magnoliopsida; Solanales; Solanaceae
Product: lanC-like protein GCL2
Exons: 7
Coding region: 75-1316 (413 amino acids)
Biological process (GO): carbohydrate metabolic process; peptide modification
Cellular component (GO): plasma membrane
Source: RefSeq, a predicted model, not a curated record
AUCGAAAUGAAAUUGGAUGUGCCGGAUUUGGUUGCUUGCACGAAGGAUGGAACAUAAUUGAGUCACUUUCGGAAAUGGCGGAUCGAUUUUAUCCAAAUGUAAUGCCGGAUUUUGUUGCAGAGAAUCCGGCUGUUGAAGAAGAACAACAUCCAAUUCCACAAGGAACGAAUGAAUCACUGUUGAAGCUUCUCUCUACACCGUACCACACUCUAUCCGAAAAAUUCAAACGCGCCGCUCUCGAUCUCAAAGAAACUAUCGUGGUGGAGACAUGGGGACUAGCAAGGCAACAGGUUCCAGACUUUACGCUCUAUUGUGGAACCCUUGGGACUGCUUUUUUGCUCUUCAAGGCCUAUCAGGUGACGAAGAACACGAACGACCUUGCUGUUUGCUCUCAGAUUGUUAAGGAUUGUGAUUCUGCUUCUCGACACUCAAGGGAUGUGACGUUUCUAUGUGGGAGAGCUGGGGUUUGUGCACUAGGUGCCGUCGUUGCCAAGUACAUGGGUGAUGAUCAAUUGGUUUUUUACUAUGUAUCUCAAUUUAAAGAGAUAAAAUUAACCAAAGAUCUUCCUGAUGAAUUGCUGUAUGGUAGAGCUGGAUACCUUUGGGCCUUUCUAUUCAUAAAUAAGCAUAUUGGCAAAGGAACAAUUCCUUCCACCUACACUGAUGCUGUGAUCAAUGAAAUCAUCAAGAAUGGAAGAAAAUUGGGAGGGAAAGGCAGAAGCCCAUUGAUGCAUGAAUGGUAUGGUGAGAUGUACUGGGGUGCAGCUCAUGGAUUGGCUGGAAUUAUGCAUGUUCUGAUGGACUUUGAACUGAAACCCGAUGAUCUUGAAGAUGUCAAAGGGACUUUAAAGUACAUGGCUAAGAAUCGGUUUCCCAGUGGAAAUUACCCUGCAAGUGAAGAAGAUAGGAAGAGAGAUGUACUCGUGCAUUGGUGCCAUGGAGCUCCUGGUAUUGCGCUAACACUUGUCAAGGCAGCUGAGGUUUUUGGAGAUGAAGAAUUUCUUAAUGCAGCAGUAGCUGCAGCAGAGGUAGUAUGGAACCGCGGCCUUCUUAAACGUGUUGGGAUGUGUCAUGGCAUCAGUGGGAAUGCUUAUGCCUUCCUAUCUCUGUAUCGACUCACAGGAAAUGUGGAGUACUUGUAUAGAGCCAAAGCUUUUGCCUGCUUCCUUCUUGAUAGAGCUCACAAGCUAAUAGCGAAAGGAGAGAUGCAUGGAGGAGAUAGCCCAUACUCCCUUUUUGAAGGUAUUGCGGGUAUGGCUUAUCUUUUCCUAGACAUGACUGAUCCGAAAAACGCUAGGUUUCCUGCCUAUGAGUGAAAACUUCAUCCCCCUGAUAGAAGGGGGUGUUGUAGCACUUCUCUUACGUGUAUAAAGAACUCGUUUAUGUGAUAUGCACCUAAAUCUCUUCUAUUUCA